Messenger RNA from Varanus komodoensis (Komodo dragon), 2340 nucleotides. RefSeq names its product CDP-L-ribitol pyrophosphorylase A (gene CRPPA). Gene Ontology annotation, molecular function: D-ribitol-5-phosphate cytidylyltransferase activity. Gene Ontology annotation, biological process: isoprenoid biosynthetic process; protein O-linked glycosylation via mannose. Lineage: Eukaryota; Metazoa; Chordata; Lepidosauria; Squamata; Varanidae. The coding region runs from base 35 to 1348 and encodes 437 amino acids. Gene Ontology annotation, cellular component: cytosol. The record is from RefSeq and is a predicted model, not a curated record. The transcript is spliced from 10 exons.
GCGUAGCGAGGGGCCCGCCGUUGCGGCCUCCACAAUGGAGCCACCGGAGUCCAGCCUCGGGAAAGGGGGCAACGCUGGCGGCAAACCCGAAGCCGCGGGAACGGCGGGGCCGCAGGAGCGGGCUCCGCUGGUGUCGGUGGCAGCCGUGCUCCCUGCGGCAGGGAGCGGGGAACGCAUGGGCGGCGACACCCCGAAGCAGUUCUGUGCCUUGCUGGGCAGGCCGCUCGUUAGCUACACGGUGCAGGCGAUGGAAAGAAUCAGCUGGAUAUCUGAUAUCGUUGUGGUGGUAUCCCCAGAGAAUGUUGAAAUAAUGAAGUCUAUCAUAAAAAAAUAUGAGCACAAGCGGACCACAGUAGUUGAAGGUGGAAUUACUCGUCAUAGAUCAAUCUUCAAUGGACUGGACAUAUUUGUAAAGAGCAACCAUCUCAGUCCCCCACUCCAGAAACCAGAAGUAGUAGUAAUCCAUGAUGCUGUGAGACCAUUUGUAGAGGAAGAAAUUCUUUUUAAAGUAGUUAUGGCUGCCAAAGAGCAUGGGGCGGCAGGAGCAAUCCGUCCUCUUGUCUCCACUGUUAUUGCUUCCUCUGCAGAUGGAUGUUUAGACCAUUCACUAGAUCGUGCCAAGUACAGUGCAAGUGAAAUGCCUCAGGCUUUCCUAUUUGAUAUAAUCCAUCAAGCAUAUCAUCAGUGUAGUGAUUAUGACUUGGACUAUGGAACAGAAUGUUUGCAUCUGGCUCUGAAAUACAGCAAAACAAAUGCUAAACUUAUUGAAGGAACCCCUGACUUAUGGAAGGUGACCUACAAACGGGACCUGUAUGCAGCUGAUUCUUUAAUUAAGGAUGCCAUAUCACAACAAGUUUGUGUUCUUACUAAUGUAAAGGAAGAUAGCGUGCAGGUUGGCUUUCUCCUUCACGAAACACUAAAGAAGCAUGUGAAACUGGUUAAAGGUAUAUCAACAUCUCUUUGUAAACAUUAUAACCAUCUACAAAAUAUCUUACUAGGACAAUGUUACAACUUUAUUUGCAUAAAUAAUAAACUGUCUGACUUUCAAGAAACCCAUCAGCUAGUGAACCUACUUGAAAACAGAAAUGCUUCUAUCCUGUAUUCUGUUGUUCUCAUCUCAGUACACUUGGAUAUUUUAGAAAAGGCAUGUUUUAGCACUGAAAUGCAAAACUUAGCUAAACUUGCAAAAGAAGUGAAAAAGAAAAAUAUUUUGCUUUAUGGUCUCAUUAUACGGUACCAAAAGGACAAUCUGAAGCUUCAAGAGACCAUGGAUUCAGCAGUUUCACUUAUCAUGGCAUUAAUAAGGGACAGAAAUCCAGCCUUCGUUGGUCAGCUUCUAGUGGCAUGAGAAGGAAAUAUGAAAGUAUUUAAUCACCAGGCUUCCAGAAACCCUUUACAGUGCAAUGCUAUUGUCCCCACAGCAGAUACUUCUAAGCCUCAAAUUUGUAGACUUCUGAGUAUGUGAUGGGAGGGGUGAGGUGCUGCAGCAUUUUAUUUUAACAGACAUUUUAGAUAUGGUGCCAAGAAAGGGGAAGGAAGCUGGUCUGCCAGUUGGAAUCCAUGGCCCCAGCUGCCUUCUCACCCAUGGUGCAACCCUUCUCCCCUGAGGUCCAGUUGCAGCCAUAGAAGGGCAGAGCAGGAGCUCAGUCUUCAGAGUUCUAGUUCCAAGAUUGUAGGAUCUCAGAGCUGGGACUUCAGAGAAUCCUUUGGCCUCUGACAUGGUGUUGGGCGGUCAUAGGAUUAUGCCCUUACUGAUGAAAGAACAUGCAGUUUCAUUAACAACUGCAAUUGAAAUUUACUGCCAGUCUAUUAAGGUUAGCAUUUGGAUAUUUGUGAGAGAGAUUUUCUAUGACAUACAGUAACUAUACAGUACAGAAGAUUGUUAUUUGUUGCCUUUGGGUAGAAAGAAUGGAUAUGAAACAAAUCGGGUUGUGCUCUAAAGGGAUAUAACUAUAGUGUGGUUUCAAAGCUGUAUGAGCAUGAUUCAGCUAAACUGAAGUACUUUUGAGUACAUUUAUUCCAAUGUGGAAUUUUAAGCAUAUACAUAACACUCUCCUUGAAAUAAAUAGGACUAACUCUGGAAUGUUCUGCAUGUUUACUUUGAAAUGAGUUCCAUUGUAAGUUGCAUAGGUUGAAUGAGGUUUAGUUAAUAAGUGUGUUUAUAUACAGAAAGAGAGAUGAAAUACUUUUUCUUAUUUUCUCAGUCUAGGAAAUAGUUCUUAUUGCUGAUCAGGUUCCAAAAAUACUAUCUUCCUUUAUUUCUGUAAAAGGGGCUUUUAAAAUGAAGUUAAUAUGUUAAUGCUGUCUAAUUUUCUGUUUCCACACAUAAAAAUAUGUUAU